Messenger RNA from Orbicella faveolata, 1433 nucleotides. RefSeq names its product pyroglutamylated RF-amide peptide receptor-like. Gene Ontology annotation, cellular component: plasma membrane. Gene Ontology annotation, molecular function: G protein-coupled receptor activity. The record is from RefSeq and is a predicted model, not a curated record. NCBI's taxonomy places the organism in Eukaryota, Metazoa, Cnidaria, Anthozoa, Scleractinia, Merulinidae. Gene Ontology annotation, biological process: G protein-coupled receptor signaling pathway.
CAAUAACUACUGAACGAACCUGUUUACGUCUUAUUCACACAGCUGGUUGGAAGUAGAGAAACAAGAAGAACUCAAAUAGAGAAGAGAGGUCCUGUACCUCUGUAGCAGUGUCUGUCGACACUUUCCAGUCAUGCCCGAAUCAACUGCCAUAGCAACGGUACACGCCAUUGUCUCCCUCGUGAACAUUGUUGGAAACUCACUCGUUUGUGUGAUCAUAAAAAGAAAUCGGGAUAUGAGGACUCCCAUAAACUGUCUACUAGUAAACCUGGCUAUAGCAGAUAUCAUGUACGCAGCGUUUAUUGCACCAGAAGUUAUCUUGAGAAUCGCUAUCACCCACCCCGAUGGAUUGGCUGGUACAUUCUUGUGCAAAUUGGUGACAGCUGCAAUCUUCGCGUGGAUCGGAGCCUUCUCCUCGAUGGUCACUCUGCUUGUUAUUGCCUUUGAACGAUAUUUUGCAGUGAUUUAUCCUUAUGAAAAUAGGAGACUUACCACGGGGAAACUGAAGAAGGCCAUUGCUGGCUCUUGGAUCUUCGCAGUAAUAAUCAAUCUGCCUUUGUUCGUGGUAGUAACCGUAAAGGACAAUACUUGUGUGAAUAUCUGGGUGUACGGCGAAAACUGGAAGCACAGGGCUUAUGAUAUGGUAUGGAACUCCGCGGCACUUUUGACUAUGGUACUGAUGGCAGGGUUAUAUUCCAGAAUCGUGUACACUCUGUGGUUUAAACGCGACGUUCACGACAAUCAACUUGCCUUUCAACAAAGAGGCGUAAUCAGGAUGCGGAAGCGAGCCACCUUGAUGGUGGUAACUGUCACUGUCUUAUUUGGGAUCUGUUGGGUGUCUGACAUAACUGCGCACAGCAUAGACUACUACACAUCUCAUCGCAUUAGUACAGAGACAUACCUCACUAUUCACACGCUGAUCUUGCUCAAUACCGCCGUGAACCCAUUUGUGUACACUCUGAUAAGCCACAACUUCCGAGAGAAGAUGAAAGGAAUGAUAUACUGCAGAUAUCCCGGCUCCACGGAUUCCUGGAGUCCAACCACGAGGAUACCGCCAAGUAGAAGGAAGUCUUCAGAACGUGAAUUAUGUCCAGAUCAGCAUAUUGAAACUGGUGGACAUGUUAACGUGGUAGCUAUACGGUUUAACCAACCAAUGUAGAAGUACUUUGUAACCAGCAGCGAUAAAUGAAGUAGCGAGCCGGCUGACAAACACUUUAAUAUUUGCAUACGGGCCGUAGUCAGUGCGUCGACAAUUUGAAGUUUUAGAAGGGCUUAGUUGAUGGUUGCACUAUUUUACUACUUUAAAUCAUUUUAUGCUUUUCUGGGAAAUUUAGCUGGAGUAUUACGUGUUAAUAAAUGAUGUAUGAAGGCGCACUUUGUUAGACGCUUAAAGAUGCAGCUGAAACAGACAAUAAACUUACAAAACAAAACUGUUU